AUGCCCGGACUCCUCGCCACGGCGCUACAAUCGGCAACCCUGAAAGCGUCGGCCAACUUCACGGCCCAGUUCGUCAACCAGCACAGACAGGGAGGCGCGGUCCCGUUCGACUUCCGGCGCGUGGCCGAGUUUGCGACGUUCGGCUUCAUUCAAGGUCACAUCAACUACUGGUGGCAGCACUUCCUCGAGGACCAGUUCCCCAACUCCGCCAGCAAGGCCGCGGCCAAGUCGCAUAAGAAGUCGUCGUCCACGGUCGAGAAGGGAGAGUCCAAGCCGGAGAAGCCCGUCGCCGCCCAGGCGCCGCCCGCGGGGAAGAACUACUUCAAUGUCGCCCGCAAGAUCCUGGUCGACCAGACCAUCGGCCUGUUCAUCAUGAACUCGGCGUUUCUCAUCAUCACCUCCGCCCUGAGGACAGGGAGCGCCACCAUCACGUACCAGAUCUGGAGUGAGAGGAUCUUCGACCUCAUCAAGGCGGCGUGGAAGCUGUGGCCGCUGGUGGCCUUUUUCAACUUUGCAUUCGUGCCUGUCGGAUACAGGGCACUCGUUGGAAUGACGGUCGGGUUCGCGUGGAACAUGUUUCUCACUUUCUUCCUGUCAUGA
Molecule: messenger RNA, 600 nt
Organism: Colletotrichum karsti
Lineage: Eukaryota; Fungi; Ascomycota; Sordariomycetes; Glomerellales; Glomerellaceae
Product: integral membrane mpv17 pmp22
Exons: 1
Coding region: 1-600 (199 amino acids)
Cellular component (GO): membrane; cytoplasm
Source: RefSeq, a predicted model, not a curated record